Mobula hypostoma (lesser devil ray) is the source of this 7046-nucleotide messenger RNA. It is a transcript of the gene atf6b, whose product is annotated as activating transcription factor 6 beta. The record is from RefSeq and is a predicted model, not a curated record. The transcript has 16 exons. Gene Ontology annotation, biological process: regulation of transcription by RNA polymerase II; endoplasmic reticulum unfolded protein response. Gene Ontology annotation, molecular function: RNA polymerase II cis-regulatory region sequence-specific DNA binding; DNA-binding transcription factor activity, RNA polymerase II-specific. Gene Ontology annotation, cellular component: nucleus. The coding region runs from base 111 to 2162 and encodes 683 amino acids. NCBI's taxonomy places the organism in Eukaryota, Metazoa, Chordata, Chondrichthyes, Myliobatiformes, Myliobatidae.
GGGCCUGGGCCUUUUGAGGGUGUCAGGUUGGAAUAGAAGGCCGACAAUUGACUUUUGAGGCGUCGCGCUCAGGAAACGGAGGGGCGGACAACACCCUAUCUUCAGGCGCCAUGGCAACGGAGCUGGACAGUCGGUUCUUCGCGGACAACCUGCUGAGCAGCGAGGAUUGGGAUGCCUGCCUGUAUAACUGUGAAACAAUGGAGGAGAUGGAUGAUAUCUUUCGCUGCUUUGACAACGCCACAGAGUUGGAUCUGGAUUUGAAUAUGGAAAUCGGGAUACCAUAUUCCCCUCGGAACCCAAUCCACGAUGACAGCUGUACAGAUCUGCAAGUGAAAUUGGAACCGCUGUCUCCCGCCUCUUCUCGCUGUUCAGAUUCCUCACUCUCCUCCUCUUCUGACAUUCCCCUAAUACCACAGGUUCAUCAGAGCCUAAACACAGAGACCACGCUGCCGGUGGUGAAAACCGAGGACCCUCCUACGCCACCAUGUACCUUCGGGGAUGUCCUCAACCCACCUCUGAACGGCAUCGAGUUCAAUGUGGUGAAGAUUGAGAAUGGGACGUCGCCAGUGAAGCAAGGGACAGAAAAACAAACCACUGCAAGUAUCAAGGCCAACAACAUCCUGUGCAGCAAGCCCACCAUCCAGCCCAAACCAGUUGUCGUGACAACACUGCCCGGCGCACCAAGCACCAGCCCGGCGAAGACGAUCAUUCUGCAGUCGGUGCAGACCAGUCUCCCUGUGUCUCAGCCUCAGAGCGUGCCCAUAAAGCCACCCAUUCCAGCAGUGUCACGGCAGUCAAUGGUGCUCUCCCAGUCGGACCUGGUGAGAAUCCCAGUGCAGGGACUAAUCAAGGUCCCAGCAGCGAAUGGGACCAUCAAUGGGAUUUCUACCAGCUGCAAGCGGCCCACCGCUGUUGCCAAUGGGAUUGGCAUCAACAAGUCUGCCACCAAACCAAUCAUCCCUGCGCCAACACAUACUGGAAGCAGCUCCUCGGAGAUUGAUAUAAAGCUGCUGAAACGUCAGCAGCGGAUGAUCAAGAACCGGGAGUCGGCCUUCCAGUCUCGCAAGAAGAAGAAGGAGUACCUGCAGGGUCUGGAGAGCAAGCUGCGCGAGGCACUCAGUGAGAACGAGAAGCUCAAGCGGGAGAACACGCUGCUGAAGAAGAAACUGGACAGCAUUGUUUCAGAGAAUACUGAACUGAAGCUGGGAUCGGGUAAUCGGAAAGCAGCCUGUGUGAUGGCCUUCCUGCUCUUCGUCGCGUUCACCUUUGGACCAGCCAGUAUCACAGAGAAGGCCGACCUCGUCCACAAGCAGCAAGAUGAUACCUAUGUGCGGCGACACCUGCUUACUUUCAAAGAGGAGCAGGCCACCGAGAGUCUGGCACAGCAGGCAACAAAGGAUUAUAGGCAGCAGGACAAAUUCAGCAACAUCACCAUGGCCUACUCCGACGUCAAGGAUCUGGUACUUCGUGACAUCGACCACAUCCUCUUCCCCACUUCCGACUGUCGUCAGUUCAACAAAACAGAGUCGCUUCGAUUGGCCGAUGAGCUUCGAGGCUGGAUUCACCGGCACCAGAUUGACAGGACAAAGUCCAAUGAGAAGCCAAAACGUCAGAAGAAAUUUAAACAGGGCACGCGGUCGCAGCAGCGGAGAAUCAACCUGCCACGCUUUAUUCCAGCGCAGCCUGCCGACACAGACACCAGGUUGACCUCCAGUCAGCUGCAGGUGUACCAGAGCCCAGAGCAGAGUUACUACGAUUUCAUGGACGCUAUCGACAGGAGGGAAGACACCUUCUACGUGGUUUCUUUCCGAAGGGACCAUCUGCUGUUGCCUGCCAUCAGUCACAACAAGACCAACCGGCCAAAGAUGUCCCUGGUCAUGCCAGCUAUGCCAGUCAAUGAGAGCCUGUACAACACGACGCAGGGUUACGAGGUGAUGAUGCAGAUCGACUGUGAGGUGAUGGACACCAAGAUCAUCCAGAUUAAGAGCUCCUCUGUGCCGCCCUCCCUCCGCCAGCCCCAGGACAACAGGACCAGCUCCUUCCACUCCCACAGCGGAGCCGGCAGGCCACCCAACCCAGGCGGGCUUCAGCCGCGUCCGCAGACGGUCACCGCGCCCAGCAGCAAGGACCCCCUCUUCCUUUCCACAGAAGGCGAAGUGUAGCGGUGGAAGCCUCUGACUCUCCUUGAAACAAACUUAUUCGGGGUGGUGGGGGUGGGGGCCUGAGGUUUUCUCUUCGUUGUUUUCUCCGCACCUUCUUCCCUUACAGCCCCCGGCAACUCUGCUUUCCGCCGCCUUUUACGGGCAAUAGUGGGUGCUGGGUGGAUAGGAUUGUGUUUGGAGGCUACAAAGGGAAAGGCCUCCCAGCACCUUCUGGUGUUGGGGCCUCACGCUUCUGAACUGUGGCCAGCAGUGCCGCCUUGCCACCCGGAAGGCUGGUCCUUGUAUGAACCCUGGGGGGGGGGGGGUUGAGGUGGGGUGGGGCAGGACGACAAACAUUCCAUCGACUUUGCACUAAUUUCAGCUAAUUCCAUCGGCAUUUGACUGUGAAGAAGUUCUGCUUGGAGAGAAGCAAUUUCAGGGAGAGAAAGCCCAGCACUGUUUUAUUGGACGUGAGGGAAUUGACAGCUGGGGAAAGUUGUCAUCCUGCCCCAUCACAUGUAUUCAGUUCUGUGCACUGUACAGCGGUUGUGACCACGUUGGUGUGGUCAUCUGGAGCGUACGUUGUAUUCACAGGGUUGGGUUUCGGUUCACAGGGUUACAGAGUGGAACAGAAAUACCAGUGCAGUCCCAGCACCCACACGCUUUGUAGAAUUCCAAAGUACUGCGAAGGUGACGGCUGGAAUCGUCACUUCUACACUUGCAAAGAUUCCAAGUUAUGACACGGGCCCAGCUGAUCCGGCACAGGAGAACUGGACAGGUUUACUGAGCUGAUCUGCACAGCAGGAAGUCUGGUCAAAUUACAGUGGAUUCCAAUUCAUUGGGACACAUCAGGACCAAGUACAUUUUGUCCCAUUAAGCAGCUGCCCCUAUUAACUGAUGUUUCAUGGAAAUAGUUAAAAAGACGAACUACAGUUUAUCUGAGUAACAAAUUGUGUAUUUAAAUGAAAUACAGAACAAAUCAGAACACUAUCAAUAGCACUACAGUACUUAAAAAAAACUGUAUUAGUUCCUAAUAGUUAUCGACAGAGGAAUUCAUCCAGUGUACACAGCCGUGUUCUUUUUAUUAAGUGUAAAUGUACAAAAUCAGCACAGACACCUGGUUCAGAUAAUGGGCUGCCUUCAUAUAAUGCUUUCGAUCAAUGCAUCCUCCAAAUCUUCAUUUUCAUUGUUGAUGCCUUCAAAUUCUUCAUAGUUCCUAACUUGUUGAAGUAGUGAAAUUGUUUCAUUUUCAUGCCAUGACUUUUCUGGCAUCUCCAAGCCUGAAAGCUUGAAACCACAGUGAGCAAGACUGUUCAGUGACAGUCUCCUGCCCCCGUUUAGUGGCCUGGUGUCCCAAAUAAUUUGUCAGAGCGUGAAAGGUUAUGGAGAGAAGGCAAGAGAUUGGGGUUGAGAGAGAAAUGGUUUAGCGGUGAUGAAAUGGCAGAGCAGACUCGAUGGGCUGAAUGGCCUAAUUCUGCUCCUAUGUCUUAUGGUCAAAUAAACGUGGGGAAAAGCGGGCUAUUUUCUUGAUUAGUUUUUGUUCUUUAAGAGUUGUCCCAAAUAAUUGGCUGCCCUGAUUAACAAAUGGCCCAAUUAACUGGAAUCCACUGUAUUCAAUUUCAUUAAAUAUAUCCUGUCCAGGCACAGUCAACAAGUUCAUAUUGGUCCCAGUUUAAUUGUCUUGAAAUACUUACUCACUUUAGAGGAGUUGUUCAUAAAAACCUAUUGAAGUGUGUUUGCAGUUUUGUGACUAUGGAGCAGAGGAUAGAGGUUUCACUGUCGACAUGCUCGACUUUUAUCAUGUAGACCUGCUCAUUGGGGGGUGUGUGUGUGCGUGCGUGCAUUAUCUUUUGUACAGCUCAUGUUGUAUUUUAAUAUUAUGUUUUUGUCUUUUAAUUUCGAAUCAAGAGUUCCUGACUGCAGUGCUAAGUUUGGGGCAAAGCCUUCUCUACAAUAAGGUCACUAGGCUGAAAAUUGGACCUGUUCCAUAGGGCUAUUGUCAAAAUUGCUGGCACAGCCCAGCUCUAAAAGACAAAGAAGGGAGAAAGACGAGCAGCUGUGUCCUUCCAAAGUGUAGAAUCGCUGCCAAGUUGCAAUUUCACUCGAGUUGUCAGUGAGCAGGGUGAAUGUGUAACAAAAACGCCAACUUGUUAAUCAGCCUUGCUGUCUCUCUGUAUAUAUGCUGAAAUUUGUGAUUUUUUAAAAUUGUGUAAUUUAUUAUUUAACCAUGUGUCUUUGUGCAGUGUUCAGGCUUGGUUUUGCAGAGUUGAAGGACAGUCUGACCUAGAGAUGUGCCAAGUCCCUCUGCCCACGUUUAGCCCUUCCACUUCAAGUUCAGGUUUAUCGUCAUCUGACUCUACGGACGAUAUAUACAACCAAAUGGAACGAUGUUACUGUUCAGUAGUGUUUUGUAGUCAUAGAAAAGACCAACAGGACAAGAAAUUGGUUGGAGCCAGAGUGGCUGCUGGGUCCAUGUGGGUUACCAUCUUGUCCUCAGUAGGAAUCUCCCCUGCCCUCACCAUCUGUACUGCGCAUAACCUUUCUUACCCCCCCCCUUCCCACAGACCACAGCCACCUCCUCCCCACCACACCCCUCCCUCUUAGAUUCCUCUUGGCUGGCAGCAGACAGAAGUCAUUUACCACCUGAGCCCAUUCACUCAUCCAGCUACGUUACAUCUGGAGUAACAAGGAGCUGGAGGAACUCUAUGGAGAUGAGUAAACAGUCGACGUUUCAUGCCGAGAUCCGUCAUCAGGAUUGGAUCGGACUGGCUUCUGCCACCUUCCUUUCCAGUCCUGAUGAACGGAGGGUCUGAGCCCGAAACAUCGACCGUUUAUUCCUCUCCAUAGAUGCUGCCUGACCUGCCGAGUUCCUCCAACAUUUUGUGUCUUUAUCUAAUUUCUGUAACCAAGACAAUCUUGUUUUUCUUUUAAGUAUUCAGUGCUAUUUGGAGUUUAAUCUACAGAAAGUCCAACGCUUGUCCUACCUGGGUGACUGGAGAUGUUGGGGCCUGUUCUCCUUUGAAUGAGCGAAAUAGAGGAUUGGGACACUCCAAAUAAGGGGUACUACUGAGGAGAGGCCCUUCUUAACUCAGGCAAUAAAUCUUUAGCAUUCUCUCUACCCCAGAGAGGCAACGUCUAACACUGAUGUUAAUAGGUAGCUGAACUCAGAGUUGAAAGAUUGGGGUAUCUAGCAGGAAGUGGAGGCACAGCAUCAGUUGUAACCUCAUUACUAAUACCACAAGACGUAGGAACAAAUUAGGCCAUUCAGCCCAUUGAGUCUGCUCUACCACUCCAUCAUGGCUGAUAUAUUAUCUCUGUCAACUCCAUUCUCCCGCCUUCUCCCAGUACCUGACUACGAACCUAUCCACCUCUGCUUUAAAUAUACCCAGCAACUUGGCCUCCACAGCUGUCUACAGCAAUGAAUUCCACAACCCUAUGGCAAAAGAAAUUCCUCCUCAUCUCUGUUCUAAAUGGACACCCCUCUGUUCUGAGGCUGUGCCCUGUGCUCCACAUCCACUCUAUCGAGGCCAUAGAAACCAUAGAAACUACAGCACAGAAACAGGCCUUUUGGCUCUUGGCUGUGCCGAACCAUUUUCUGCCUAGUCCCACUGACCUGCACAUGGACCAUAUCCCUCCAUACACCUCCCAUCUAUGUAUCUGUCCAAUUUAUUCUUAAAUGUUAAAAAAGAACCUGCAUUUACCACCUUGUCUGGCAGCUCAUUCCAUACUCCCACCACUCUCUGUGUGAAGAAGCCCCCACUAAUGUUCCUUUUAAACUAUUCCCCCCUCACCCUUAACCCAAGUCCUCUGGUUUUUUUCUCCCCUUGCCUCAGUGGAAAAAGCCUGCUUGCAUUCACUCUAUCUAUACCCAUCAUAAUUUUAUAUACCUCUAUCAAAUCUCCCCUCAUUCUUCUACGCUCCAGGGAAUAGAGUCCUAAUUAUUCUGUAACUGAGUUUCUCAAGUCCCGGCAACAUCCUUGUAAACUUUCUCUGCACUCUUUCAACCUUAUUUAUAUCUUUCCUGUAAUUUGGUGACCAAAACUGAACACAAUACUCCAGAUUCGGCCUCACCAAUGCCUUAUAUAACCUUAUCAUAACAUUCCAGCUCUUAUACUCAAUACUUUGAUUAAUAAAGGCCAAUGUACCAAAAGGCCGUUCAGUAUUUACAUGGCAGAGCAGGCUCGGGGGGCCAAAUGACCACUGCCUGCCCCUUGGGUUUUCCAGGUCCCAGGGCCGUGUCAUGGUGUGGUGAUCCUUCUCCCUGUCUUCAGUAGGUAGCUCGGUGAGAAGAAAACAGAGGCCCCUCAGUGUAACAACCGAGGGAGGUGGAUCAAAGUCCAUCACGGUGCCUUUCGGACUGUUUGUAGUAGUAGUAGUCAUACUUUAUUGAUCCCGGGGAAUGACCCACCCUGUGAAAGUCUAACCAAACUCUGCUGAGCAAUGUCGGGGCUCUCUCUGAUGACUGGAUGUUCGAGUAGGAAUGACCACAGAUCUCCACAAUCACAUCCACCCUUUCUCUGACAUGAGUCUAAUCCAGGCUUGUUCCUGACAUGUCUGUUGCUGAAUGAAAGAGCAGAGUAAAUGACUCAACUGUAGCCCUUGAGCUAACUUUGAAGAAAUGCUAUCAAUGCACUUAAAACAUAGAACAUUACAGGCCCUUCAGCCCGCAAUAUUCUGCUGUUCUUUUUCCCCCUGGCAUGGCCCUCCAUUUCUCUAUCAUCCAUGUGCCUUUCUAAGAAUCUCUGAAAUGUCCCGAAUGUAUCUGUACCACCACCCCAGCAGGCUGUUCCAUGUAAAGAACGCACCCCUGACAUCCCCUCCCCGCCCAGUACUUUCCUCCAGUCACCUGAAAAUCAUACCCCCCCCCCGGGCAUAUUAGCCAUUUCUGCCCUGGGAAAGUUGUAG